AUCAUUGUCUUACCCACUCACUCUUUCAGUGGUUUCAAGUCUUUCGUUAAUUUUUUGGACAACGCGUCAAUCAUGAUGAACUCAAAGACCCUCGUUAAUUUCUUGGUGUGUCUCAGUGUUGGGGUUUCUGCUGGACCUUGCAAGCCGAUCACUUCUCAAGCCACCCAGGUCACCUCCGCAACGACGGAAUUGUCGACAUCAAUUGACCUGACCACCACGAUCACGGCAUCUGAUGCCACUUCUACAGCUGAGCUGAGCUCUCAGACAACCGAAGACUCCACCACUGAGAUCUCAACGACGACUACCGCUGCCGACACCACCUCAGAGGCACCAACCACGACUACUGAGGAAGCAUCAACAACGACAACCGGUCCAGCGCAAUGUCCUACCCCCCCGGCCUGCGACAACCUCGGCUUUGACUGGGCAUACUACAACAAUCCUGCUCAAAACACCGACACGACCUACUCCAGCUUCGUCCCCCAAUCCUUCAAGCGGGUCAACCCCCUCUACGUUGGCACAACCCGUCAAGUCGGCGGCCUCUACCAAUCCAGCAACAAUGCCGCUUCAGGUCCCAUCUACGGCUCAACACAAGACCUCAGCCUUGACUACUUCGCCCUGAACCACCACGGUUAUCUGUAUUCUUGCGACGCUGGUACCUACAAGUUUGACAUUCCCUACGCUAACGACGCUGUAUACCUCUGGAUUGGCGCAAGGGCGUACAGUGGUUGGAGUUCGGGCAACGCUGAUGCCAAGGCUCUGUAUAACCAGCCUGAUCACAUUGCUGGUAGUGCACACUUUGAGAUCAACCUCCCUGCUGGUGUAUACAUUCCCAUUCGGUUCGUCUAUGGUCAGGCUCAGUAUGGCGGUGGCUUCACUUUCACGGUCACAGCUCCCAAUGGGCAGGUCCUCGUCGGUAAUGAUGUGACCGCCAGUCCAUACAUCGUGCGCAACUCUUGCGAUGGCAUUACUGCACCCACUUAUCCACCUUUUGGUUCGGAGAUUUAAGUUAAUGUUGAGAGGAAUAUCUGGGAGCAUGGUUCAUUCUGUUCGUGGCAAUUGCUGCCGAAAGUCAAAUUGGCUUUAUAAUAGUGAUUAUAUUAAUUGAGAACUUAACGCACACUACAUUUAUGAACUGUG
Fusarium redolens is the source of this 1137-nucleotide messenger RNA. Its product is annotated as GLEYA domain-containing protein. The record is from RefSeq and is a predicted model, not a curated record. Lineage: Eukaryota; Fungi; Ascomycota; Sordariomycetes; Hypocreales; Nectriaceae. The transcript has a single exon. Bases 73 to 1005 code for a protein of 310 amino acids.